UCUCGCCUGAGGGAGAGAGAGAGAGAGAGAGAGGAGCAUUUGCCUUGCCCAGACAUGGCUAGGGUCGGAUGCGCCCCAAUCGAAACUGUUGUAACUGUCGCCGUCUGAUCUUAUACUCCGACGCAUCUCCACCGUAGAUUCUCUGCGGUUCUUAUAUCACGCCUCUGUGUGUUGGGAUUCAACUUCCUCCUUCCUUCCGCCCUCCCCCCCCCCAUCUCUCUCUCUCUCUCUCUCUCGGAAGACGAACGGUUAUGUGUUUCGCGAAGGUAAAGUUCCGAUGCUCACUAGCUCCGCUUUUGGUCGAUCCGACGAUUUCUCCCAUGUUUUGAUACCACAAAUCGUGGAAGUCUCGCCAAUCGCCGUUUUUCGGAGUUUUCGCGGUAGAUCGUGUCAGAGAUUCGCUCUCCGCUGUUUGAAUCUGCAGAAUCUCCGAUUUUUAGGGAAUUCAUCUAAGCUAGAUCGUUGAGAUUUGAGGCUGCGGGAUUUGGAGACUGUUGAAGCUGAAGUGAUGCAGGAUGGAAAAGUGAAUAAGGUGACUGGUGGAAUGCCAGACACCGUGCUCGAGUGCGUGAUCAAUUACAUACAAGACUCGCGUGACCGGGACGCGGUUUCGCUGGUGUGCCGGCGUUGGUGCGAGAUCGACGCGUCGACUCGGAAGCAUGUGACAAUCGCCUUGUGCUACACCUCCACGCCGCAGCAGCUGUGGCGGAGGUUUCGGCACCUUGAGUCGCUGAAACUGAAGGGCAAGCCUAGGGCUGCGAUGUUCAACCUGAUACCGGAGGAUUGGGGAGGGUACGUGACUCCCUGGGUGGAGGAGAUUGCGAGGUCGUUCACUUGCUUAAAGGCGCUUCAUUUUCGGCGGAUGAUUGUUAGGGACUCUGAUCUCGAGCUCCUAUCUCAGUCGCGUGGUCGGGUUUUACAAGCAUUUAAGCUUGAUAAAUGCUCUGGAUUCUCCACUGAUGGGCUUCUGCAUAUCGGCAGCUCUUGCAGGAGUUUAAAAACCCUUUUUCUGGAAGAGAGCUCUAUCGUGGAGAAAGAUGGCGAAUGGCUACAUCAGCUUGCUUUAAACAACACAGUUCUUGAAACUUUGAACUUUUACAUGACAGAUCUUGUCAAAGUCAGAUUCCAAGACCUCGAACUCAUAGCCAGAAAUUGUCGCUCCCUAGUUUCAGUUAAAAUUAGUGAUUGUGAACUGUUGGAUCUUGUUGGUUUUUUUCGUGCUGCAGAUGCACUAGAAGAGUUUGGUGGGGGUUCUUUCAGUGAGCUGCCAGAAAGAUACUCUUCUAUGAGUUUUCCCCGAAGAUUAUGCUGUUUGGGUCUAACUUACAUGGGGCGUAAUGAAAUGUCCAUUGUAUUUCCUUUUGCAUCCUCACUUAGAAGAUUGGAUCUCCUCUAUGCACUUUUGGAUACAGAUGACCAUUGUCUUUUAAUUCAAAAAUGUCCUAACUUGGAAGUUCUUGAGACUAGGAAUGUUAUUGGAGACAGAGGAUUGGAAGUUCUUGCUCGUUGUUGCAAGAGAAUGAGGAGGCUUCGGAUUGAACGAGGUGCUGAUGAACCCAUGGAGGAUGAAGGGGGAUUAGUUUCACACCGUGGAUUAAUUGCUUUGGCACAGGGCUGCUUGGAAUUGGAAUACUUUGCUGUGUAUGUGUCUGAUAUCACAAAUCAAUCUCUGGAAUGUUUUGGCACACACUUGAAAAACCUUUGUGACUUCCGUCUGGUCCUACUUGAUAAUGAACAAAGAGUCGCAGAUUUACCACUUGACAAUGGAGUUAGAGCCCUAUUACAAGGUUGCCAUAGGCUUAGAAGGUUUGCCCUGUAUCUUCGGCCAGGGGGGCUGACUGAUGUGGGACUCAGCUAUAUUGGCCGGUAUAGUCCAAAUGUUAGAUGGAUGCUUCUGGGUUGUGUUGGUGAAUCUGAUGUUGGGCUUCUUGAGUUCUCUAAGGGCUGCCCUAGCCUACAGAAGCUGGAAAUGAGGGCCUGUUGCUUUAGUGAACAUGCUUUGGCCAUUGCUGUAUUGCAGCUACCUUCUCUAAGGUAUUUAUGGGUGCAAGGGUAUCGACCAUCUCCAACCGGUCAUGAUCUUUUAGCCAUGACUCGCCCCUUCUGGAAUAUUGAGUUAAUCCCAGCAAGACAAGUAGUUGUUGCAGGUCAUCUCGGGGGACCAACUGUUGAGCAUCCUGCCCAUAUUCUGGCAUAUUACUCCCUUGUCGGACAAAGAACAGAUUUUCCUGAUACAGUUAUACCUUUGGAUACAGCUGCAGUUCUAAAUGCGUAGAUCUGUAUAUAUGCCCCAUAUCAAAGGGUUCACCUCUUUCUUUAGUGUUGCCUCUGUUUCAUGUCAUGUUAAUAGUUUGUUGUAUUUUUGAUGUUCUGGUAAGAGAGUUUCACUUUUAUUUUCUCUUUCAUCUGAAUUAGUUUUGAUCGAAUUUCAGGACUGUUUGUAAUAAAAAUGCUUUGUACUGUGAUUUCACAGAACCUUCUCCCUGGCUGCACUGCUCAGUGCAAUUUCAUCCUAGUUCUUAGUUUGCUGUUAACCUGUAUUAAUUUUCCAUGAUCCA
Messenger RNA from Diospyros lotus (date-plum), 2558 nucleotides. RefSeq names its product coronatine-insensitive protein 1-like. Gene Ontology annotation, molecular function: protein binding. Gene Ontology annotation, biological process: SCF-dependent proteasomal ubiquitin-dependent protein catabolic process. The transcript has 4 exons. NCBI's taxonomy places the organism in Eukaryota, Viridiplantae, Streptophyta, Magnoliopsida, Ericales, Ebenaceae. Gene Ontology annotation, cellular component: SCF ubiquitin ligase complex. Bases 509 to 2275 code for a protein of 588 amino acids. The record is from RefSeq and is a predicted model, not a curated record.